Messenger RNA from Thalassophryne amazonica, 2560 nucleotides. It is a transcript of the gene oxct1a, whose product is annotated as 3-oxoacid CoA transferase 1a. Lineage: Eukaryota; Metazoa; Chordata; Actinopteri; Batrachoidiformes; Batrachoididae. The record is from RefSeq and is a predicted model, not a curated record. The transcript has 17 exons. Gene Ontology annotation, cellular component: mitochondrion. Gene Ontology annotation, biological process: ketone body catabolic process. Bases 231 to 1817 code for a protein of 528 amino acids. Gene Ontology annotation, molecular function: succinyl-CoA:3-oxo-acid CoA-transferase activity.
GCAAAAUAAAUGGUAAAAUUCCGAGUUUGACUAAUGGUGUUGUUUUAAAAUACAACACACGAGUAUUGUCAGGCAUCAUAUGAGUAGCAGUGAUAAAAUUCAUUUUUGCCGAGCCCCUGAGUCCAGCCCUUUGAUUUUUUUUUUAAUUGUUGACGUAUCAUUUGACACACGGUGUGUUUUCGGAGCUAAGCGUUAGCGGGUUUUGUUGCCAUUAGCUGUGGAGCGGAAACAUGAGGAGCCUAAAGUCCGUGUACGGAACCCAACAUUUGUUGCUCAAAAGUCUCUUUGCAUCUUGCAGAACUGAAUUAACGUUUUCUAACAGCCAGUCGAACGUCAAGUGCUGUGGCUGUUAUUUUUCUACCACCAGUGAGAGGAGGUCACAGUUCUAUUCAGAUCCUGCAGACGUGGUAAAAGAUAUUCCAAAUGGAGCUACUAUUUUAGUAGGAGGCUUUGGGCUUUGUGGCAUUCCAGAGAAUCUCAUCAACAGCUUACUCAAGACUGGAGUUAAGGGUCUCACAGCAGUCAGUAACAAUGCAGGUGUGGAUGACUUUGGACUUGGACUACUGCUUAAGACCAAGCAGAUCAAGAGGAUGAUCUCUUCAUAUGUUGGGGAGAAUGCGGAAUUUGAGCGACAGUAUCUGGCAGGGGAGUUGGAAGUGGAACUAACACCACAGGGUACUCUUGCAGAGCGGAUCAGGGCUGGGGGUGCUGGGAUCCCAGCCUUCUUCACAUCCACUGGCUAUGGCACACUGAUCCAAGAGGGAGGCUCUCCCAUCAAGUACAAUAAUGAUGGCUCCAUUGCUAUUGCCAGUGAGAAGAGAGAGGUGCGGGAGUUCAAUGGCAGGCACUACAUCAUGGAAAAGGCCAUCACUGGUGACUUUGCCCUAGUCAAGGCUUGGAAAGCAGACAAAGCUGGAAACAUUGUUUUCAGGAAAACAGCCAGAAACUUCAACCAAACCAUGUGCAAGGCAGCUAAAACUACAAUAGUGGAGGUGGAGGAGGUGGUGGAUGUUGGUACUUUUGCUGCAGAGGACAUCCACAUACCCAGCAUCUAUGUGCACAGGAUUGUCCAGGGAGCCAGCUACGAGAAAAGGAUUGAGAAACGUACAGUAAAGAAAAGCCAGGAAGAGAAGCCCAAACCAAAGAAAGACUCUGAUUUUGUUCGAGAAAGGAUCAUUCGUCGGGCUGCUCUGGAAUUUGAAGAUGGAAUGUAUGCCAACCUUGGUAUUGGCAUUCCCAUGCUGGCCAGCAACUUUAUCAAACCUGACAUCACUGUCCACCUCCAAAGCGAAAAUGGGAUUCUGGGACUGGGACCGUAUCCCACAGAGGAUGAAGUAGAUGCAGACCUGAUUAAUGCUGGGAAGGAGACUGUCACUGUGCUUCCUGGUGCUGCCUAUUUCUCCAGUGAUGAUUCAUUUGCCAUGAUCAGGGGGGGUCACAUAAACCUGACGAUGCUGGGAGCCAUGCAGGUGUCAGAGUAUGGCGAUCUGGCCAACUGGAUGAUUCCAGGGAAAAUGGUGAAAGGAAUGGGCGGAGCCAUGGAUUUGGUAGCCAGCGCUGGAACAAAGGUGGUAGUAACCAUGGAGCACUCAGCUAAGGGAGGGAAACACAAGAUACUUGACAAAUGCAGCCUGCCUUUGACAGGGAAGCAGUGUGUGGAUCGGCUCAUCACAGAAAAGGCUGUGUUUGAUGUGGAUAAGACAAAAGGCCUUACUCUGAUAGAAAUAUGGGAGGGGCUAACUCCUGAGGAUAUCAAGGCAUGUACAGGUGCUGAUUUUCAGGUUUCUCCCAACCUGCGAUCCAUGCAGCAGAUCUAGGAGGAGUUUGCAUUAAAUGCGAAUCUGUGGAGUUUUUGAUUUGACUUUUUUGCCAUUUGGUUUCAGUGUGAAGUACAGAUAGUGAUUUAAUAACCUGGAAAUGGACAGUUAAGAAAAUCUAAAGAAUACACACAGUUCACUUCUCUGGUAAUAACACAAAUAAAAAAAUGAUUACUAGCCAAGUAAUUACUAAUAUUAAUUGAACAGAUUUUGUACCAAAUAUUCAUUGACCAUUUUAUUUUUUUUUUAUUAUUAUUAUUAUUAUUUUAGUGGACUGACCUGAUGACCAUGUAUUUCCAAAGAACAACAACAAAAAAAACUCUAAAGUAUUCCAAAAACAGAUACAAGUUGAGAGAUAAAUGCUGAUUAUUAAUGACUCUUGAAAUCAAAUUUAUUUGGAAUUGUGUGUUCCUAUAAUUUAUAUGUGUUCACUAGGUCAAGUCUUCCCUGUGUUAGCAAAACUGUAGUUUGUAUAUUAUACAUUUAACAGACAAAGCAAUCCAUUAAUUUCAGUUGUAAGACGGCUGCUGUUAUUUGGACAAGUAGUGAGACAUUAAAAGGCCUGCCUGAAAUGUGUAAUUACAUGAAGCCUUAACAUUUCUCACUCAGUGUUUUCUGUGCCCUUGCCUUUAUGAAAUGCAAUGAAGUAGUAGAACAAGCAGCAUUGUGUUGGCUAUGACCUGUGAAAUUGUGUCAUCUUGAUCUCAAAAUUUUCCAGAUUAAAAAUGAAGUCUUGAAAUAAC